CCCCGCCGCUGCCUACACAUCCCAGCAGCCCGGGGAGCGGAGCUGCACCCCGCCUGGCUCCUCCAGCUUCCUGCCAGCGCGGGGAGGGGGAAAUAUAAACGGCGGCGUCUUGGGCAAAGUUUGGCUGCUGCCACCAGACAGGCUGCGCCGGGAGUGGAGGCAGCGCUUGCGGAGGAAAGUCGAAGAUGGCAGAGCCCGAAAGCACAGUCAUAAACACCCACGUGAAACAGAAAGAUCCCAGCGAGGCACUGGUCAUUGCAGUGACCACCAGAGCCAUCUUUGACCUAGAGGAGGAGCACAAGCUCUAUCUGGAGAAAGGCAAGGAGGAGUACACGAGGCAUCAGCAGGCCAACCAGGACAAGCUCCUGCCUCCGGGCACAGCCUUCGCCUUCAUCCAGGCAGCACAGUAUGUGAAUGAGAAGAUCCUGGAGAGCAACCCAGCAGAGAAAAACCUCUUUGACAUCCUGGUGCUCUCAAACAACAGCCCAGAAAGCGGCGUGCGCAUUGUCAACAGCGCCAAGCACUACGGCCUGGAGAUCUCAAAGUUCUGCUUCGUCAGCGAUGAGGACUCCACGCAGUACCUGAAAUCUCACAGCGUCAAACUCUUCCUCUCAGCUGACAGGACAGAUGUCUGCAAUGCCCUCCAGAGAGGGGUCUCGGCAGCGCUCGUCUUCCAGCAGGAUGUGCAGGCCCCCAGCACCCCCCUCCGCGUGGUGUUUGAUGGGGACGCUGUGCUCUUCUCCGACGAGACAGACCAGGUCUUCCGGGAGCAGGGGCUGGAGGGGGCAGUGCAGUAUGAGCGGGCGAUGGAGGCCGUGCCCAUGGGAGAGGGUCCCCUGAAGGCUUUUGCCAUGCACCUUGGGAAGAUACGCAAGAAGUUCAGCCAGGAAGAAUCUCCCAUCCGUACCUACCUGGUGACUGCCCGCAGUGGUCGGGACAUGGGCAUCCGAGCCAUCAAGACGCUCCGGGAGUGGGGUCUGGCCAUUGAUGAGGCUUUCUUCAUGGAUGGGGCUCCCAAGGGCCCCAUCCUCGCCCAGAUCCAGCCCCACAUUUUCUUUGACGAUGGCCUUCAUAACAUACAUGGAGCUCAAGAUGUGGGUGUACCUUCUGCCUGGGUCCCUUCCUGUUGCUGAUGGGCUGCAGGCUGGCAAAACUCCCUCUCAGCAACACAAAGGACUGGGCCAGGUGAAGGCAAACCUGCUGGUGGAGAGGGAAGGAUGUCCUAACCUGCAGCAAGCAAGCCUCACGGAAAGGGUACAAGAGCGUUGCAUGAGAGCACAGGCUACCAGGCUCAACUUGAUGCUCAUUUCUGCUCCUGAUAUGAGGUUUUUUAGUCCUUAGGAUAAAGCCAAUAAAUGCAACUACUCCAGGAAGGAAGGACACCUUUGCUGUGACACUGAGGACUAUCACCUGUCUACCCAGUAGGAGCUAGGGACUUUUUUGCAGAGAAAUAAAUGAAACUAUUGCCCCACAUGAACUAAAGGAAGCAUGAAACGAAGCACUAAAAAUGCUAGCUUUGGCUGUGCACAGACAGUCUCCAAGGUUUAUGCCCAGGACCUCUGCCCAAAGGAAGCCCUCAAGUCUCUGCUUCACCAGACAUAUGCAGCUUGGAGGCCGAUGUGCUAGCAAGUCCUUCAGACAGCUCCAGCCAAACUCGGCAGAGGGAGAAAGACUUCAAAGCUGUAAAGGACCUACAAACUUUUAAGAAAUGGGUGACCGGGUUGAAGAAAGAAAGCCCAAGCUGUUCCCCCUUAUAGAUGAGAUUAUAGCACAUGUCACCUUUCCUUAGGCAUACAGGCUGCUCACAAAGUGCCCUUAGGAAACCCAGACCUGUAGGACACUCAGCUCCUGGACCUGCAGGAGAUGGCCCAGGGACAAGGCUGCAACCCAAGUCUGAGCUCCAUCCAGGGGACAGAGCUGCCAUGUAGCUCCAGCAUCCUGCCAGGAGAGGGCACAAGAGAGGGGCUGCCUGUAACACCAGCCAUGCAGGGGCCAGGGCAGGAUUGGGUGCCUGGGCGUGAGCUUCAGUGGGUCUCCAGGGCCAUGGGAGGAGGGCAAGGGUAGGGGUCCUGGAGCACUGGAACAGGCUGCCCAGACAGGUUGUGGAGUCUCCUCUGGAGACAUUCAAACCACACCUGAAUGCAUUCCUGUGUGAUCUGCUCUAGGUGAACCUGCUUUAGCAGGUGGGUUGGACUAGAUGACCUCCAGAGGUCCCUUCCAACCACAAAUGUUUUGUGAUUCUGUAUGACUGUUCAGGGCCUAUGGGGUCUAUGGGUGUGCUCAGGAGCCUGCCUGGCACCAAGCCACGCACUGUGCACUGGUGCCUCUCCUCCAGCAGUUUGGACUCUGCUCCUAAUUUUCCUGGGGAGCAAGCAGUGCCCCAGGAUUCAUUUGCAGGUUUCUUUCCCCAGAGCUAGAUGCGAGCAGUUGCCACUAGAGGCCACUGUGCUGCCUGGGGAUACGGCAGCCCGGAAACCCCAGGAGCUUCCCAAAGCCACUUCAUAAUAAAAUACAAACUGGCUGCUUGGGCCAGUGCCUGCUGGGUGGCAGUGGGAUUAGGGACCGAGGAGAUAAAGAGGAUGGUGACUUAGUUUUUUUAAUCUCAGCACAAUGAGAAAGUAAUUUUUCUUUAAAGUCUUCACAAGUGUCACUCGCCAAUGCUUUUUUCUCCCCAAUAAAUAAAUAAAUGAGCAUCCCCAUGUGA
Columba livia (rock pigeon) is the source of this 2704-nucleotide messenger RNA. Its product is annotated as cytosolic 5'-nucleotidase 1A. The coding region runs from base 186 to 1133 and encodes 315 amino acids. Gene Ontology annotation, biological process: adenosine metabolic process; nucleotide metabolic process. Gene Ontology annotation, cellular component: cytoplasm; cytosol. The record is from RefSeq and is a predicted model, not a curated record. The transcript has 7 exons. Gene Ontology annotation, molecular function: 5'-nucleotidase activity; magnesium ion binding; nucleotide binding. Lineage: Eukaryota; Metazoa; Chordata; Aves; Columbiformes; Columbidae.